Molecule: messenger RNA, 2439 nt
Organism: Guillardia theta CCMP2712
Lineage: Eukaryota; Cryptophyceae; Pyrenomonadales; Geminigeraceae
Exons: 3
Coding region: 1-2439 (812 amino acids)
Source: RefSeq, a predicted model, not a curated record
AUGGAGAUGGCAGGGGAGGAGGAGCGUGGGGGGCAGGAGGGGGAGCGAACCCUGCAGACGCUCGUCAACGAGCAGAGCAUGACGCUCGAGAAGAUUUUCAUGGCGAUCAUGAGCACGGAAGAGAUGCUGGACUCGUCGGAGAGAGACAACGACAGGCUGCUACGUGGGGAUCGCAUGUUUACCGGGGAUGAGUCCUGGGCUGAAGGGGAGGGAGGGGAGCAGAGAGACUCGCUGCAGGAGUUGAAGGGCUGGUUCGACGACAAGGAGGUGACCCAGCAGCUGGACGAGGAGAUGCGGACAGCCAUAGACCUCGAUGACGUCACGACGGACAAGGUCACGAAGAGUCUGGAGCAAGCGAGGCUGUUGAAGACGUCGCUGCAGCAGAUUUCCGACAGCCUCAUCACAACCGCUCACUCGGAUCACAAGGUACUGAGGAAGAAGCUCUCCGAGCAGUUCUUCUCCUUCAACUCCCAGGUGAACCGACUCGUCGAGAGCCUGGAGCGGCAAGACAAGAACAACAAGCGGCUGACGAUGAUGACCUUGGUCCUCAAGGAAAAGCUCAGAUUCCGCGAGGAGCAGCUAUGGCGAGCCAUCGAUCAAGACGCCGUCCGUGAGCGCCGUAAGAAUGGCACAGACAUCGAGAACCAGCUGCAGAGUUUGCGGGAGGCUCCGUCGACAGCGCAGACGGCGCAGAUGGAGUGGGAGCUGGCGAAGACGAAGACGGAGCUGGAAGAGCUUCGAGCGGUUGUGCAGCAGAAGGAAGAAGAGAAGAAGAGGCUGCAGAAGCAGCUGACGGAGGCGCUGCAGUCUCUCGCUAUGAAGAACGCCGAAGCUGAUCAGGCGUUCCUGGCAGAGAUCGACAUGCAAAGGGACAUUUUGGUAGCGUCGAGGAGAGCUGUUGAUGGUCAGAUGUUUGCCGACCUCUCGAUCGACGACGACAAGAUCGACAAGGCGCUGCAACAGAUUCCUCACGACAUUAGGAAGCUGCAGCGAGCGAGCGAGCAGCUGCAGGCAGAGAAGAGCAAGAUCGAGGAGGAGAGUCAGGCGGAGGCCGAGAGGCUGAAGGGGUUCCUUGCAGCAUUGGAGAACAAGGUCAAGUUUCAAUCGAAGCAGAUUCAGACGCUCAAGAACAAUCAAGCCAAGAUGUCUGGCAAUGUCUUCCAACAGACCCUCCAGGCGUUGAAAAGCAACCAAAGGAAGCCGGGGGAGUCAAAACAAACGAAAGGAGGACAGAGCGUUGAAAACUCUUCUCCUCUACUUGAUGACUCGAACGAUCAGGAAGAGUCAUACCCCUCCGAUGCCUCCCCUGCCUCAGAUUUACUCGCCGUCCCUUCUCCGCAUGACGAUCCCGACCCUGAAGCCUCGCCGUCUGCCUCAGCCCGAGUCUCUUUGCAGACUCGCCAUGUUAGCCAGUCGAGGUCGAAGGCGAACAGCAAGGCUCUCUCUCUCUCUCGUUCUCAGACCGGACCCGACAACGUCAAAGACUUUGACGACGUGGGGACUUUCUUUGACGAGAAGCUAACGGCCAUCCAGUCCGAAGUCUCGAGGAUGUGGCAGAAGAGCGGCAUGAAGAGAGUGCAAGAGACUGUGAGGGAGGUGCGGGUGGAGACAGCGCGGAGAGUGUCAGAGACGUUCAGCCAUCUGAGCGAGAUGAAGAGUUUGAAGGAUCUGCGAGACCUUGUUGCGAGGGAGGAGGAGGAGGAGCGGACUGGGGAUGCGAAACUUCCCCAGUCAAACUCGAACGAGAUGCGGGAGGGGAGCGGAGGAGCAAGGCAGUCAGUGCCUGUGGGAAAGGAGGAGGGAGUGGACGCGGUGUCGUCGAGCAGAAGCGCGGCUCAUUCGAAGCUUGAAGGUCCUCGCAAGGUCAUAGCGCAGAAGCUGGAGGAGCGAUGGAAGAUCAAGUCAAGGAUGUGGGAGGCGAAGAAGGAGGAGAUCCGUCGGAAGCGAGCGGAGGCCAUCGCUCGCUGCAUGGGAGCGUUUGCGAUAGUCGUGGACCCCCUCUCCCCCCCGACGAAAGAACCCUCCUCUUCCUCCGCUGUGAAUCAAGAGCAAAAGCCCUUGCUGCAGGAGGAGAAACGUUCCACCAAGAGCCCCGGCCCCGGAGACGCGCAGGGAGGAGGCAGGAGCGGGGGGAACAAACCUUUCAGCAUGAAGACCGUCGUCUUCUCCGGCUUGCUGGCGCCCCCCGUGGCUGACAAGCCCACCCCCCGUGAUCACUUCGCUCUCGCUAAGAAGGCGGUGAUGAAGCUGAAGAAGGUGGGAGAGGCUUCAGCUCCUCGACACACCCUGGCCGCUGUGAGCUCGACCCGCAGCUGGGCCCUGAACGCUGACGUUUGUCGUGCAGCAGACAACAAGACCUGCCAACAAGGUAGGAGAGAGGGAGAGCACCAGCCUUGGGUUUAUCUUUAUCACUUACUCUACACUAGUCACACGUCCUGA